AUGCGCAUGCAUGCGCAGCAUCAGUGCGCACCGAUAGUACCUGUCACGUACCUUGUGCCUGUCGUUUCUGCUCGCCGUCUUAUACGCUCGCAUUUGCGACCGCACCCUCAGUCUUGCAUCGUAUCCGAGCACGCACUGAGGUCCUCGUCCUAUUUGUUAUAG
Postia placenta MAD-698-R-SB12 is the source of this 162-nucleotide messenger RNA. RefSeq lists its product as hypothetical. The transcript has 2 exons. NCBI's taxonomy places the organism in Eukaryota, Fungi, Basidiomycota, Agaricomycetes, Polyporales, Adustoporiaceae. The record is from RefSeq and is a predicted model, not a curated record. Bases 1 to 162 code for a protein of 53 amino acids.